Molecule: messenger RNA, 381 nt
Organism: Microthlaspi erraticum
Lineage: Eukaryota; Viridiplantae; Streptophyta; Magnoliopsida; Brassicales; Brassicaceae
Source: the annotation of a GenBank genome assembly
AUGGUAUCAGAGCACAAUCGCUACAGAGGCGGCGGCAGGAACAACUUUCCUUUCGGAAACCCUCCGUUUCCCUAUUGGGCUUCACCAAAUGUAUGGCCUGGCCCUUUUGGUCCUUGGCCCAACCAAUUUGCAAACUGGACUCCUAAUUCACAAAUGCCCACUUACCGUGGACCUCAUGUGAAUCCCGCAACACGACCGGUGACCAACAAUUCCCAGCAAGCUCAUUUGGUCGAAAUUCAACCAACGACAUUACCUCAAGUGUACACAACGAAGACACUUCCGGAUCCAAAUGGAGCUGACUGGUACAUGGAUACUGGAGCUACAGCUCACCUCUCGGCCACCGCAGGAUCUUCAAACCCAGAAAAUACUGCUCCGAUGUGA